Molecule: messenger RNA, 4792 nt
Organism: Paramuricea clavata
Lineage: Eukaryota; Metazoa; Cnidaria; Anthozoa; Malacalcyonacea; Plexauridae
Source: the annotation of a GenBank genome assembly
CUUCCCUCAAACAUGGCGGAAAUUUCAUGCGAAAUGAAAGUGGGAAUUUGCUGGACAAUUUCACGAAAUUAUGAGAAUUUUUAAAGCCCGUUAACCUUCCACGCACAUCGUCAGUUACAUUAUGGUUCCUGGAACUACGCUACAAGCGGUACCGGUUAAUGGCGAGAUGGCAGACGGCCAAAAUGAUGUGGUUUGCAUCGUUCAAGAUGAAACCUCUUUCGACACUGGACCAUCGAAGUUUCACGUAAAUCUGCCUCGGUCCACAUCGAUACUCGAUCUAUACAAGAGAACGGCGCAGGAGUUUAGCUACGAAGAAGACAGCUUUCUGCUUGUGUGGAAAAAUAACAAAAGUGGGCAAAACAACGAAGUCGCAGAAACGGUUUUGAGAGAUGGCAUCGAGAAUAUGACAUUGGACGAUGUUUGUCAACCACCGGAUAAGAAAAAGCAACGCUUCUUUCUGAGGCAAAAGGAUGACAUUAAUCCGAUACGUAUUAAGAAAAGCACCCAGGUUUGUUGGUAUUUUUAUUUUGUCUAUAAAAUGAUGUGAAGAACUGGUAUAUAUGUUAGACUAGAAUAGUCGAUAGUCAUAUUCUGCUACUCAAAUAAGCAAUUCAGCGUUUUUUACGUAGUGACUUUCUUCCAUGGAUUUGUCACAGAAUAGGAAGGUAUAGCAGAAGUGUAACUCAAGCAAGUAUUUGUCCGCGUUUUUACAAGCAUUUCGUCAUCAAUCACGCCAUCCUGGCUAGUGCAACCGGCACUUUGUACCUACCAAAACCUGAUAAAAACUUCCGGUUGUACUAGCCAGGAUGGCGUGAGCGAGUUAAAAUUUUUGUGGAGGUAAAACAAUAAAGGAACCGACUCAAGUUACACUUAGACUGCUGUACCUUCCUAUUCUGUGGUUUUGUCAUGGUCGGUGGGUGGCACCGGGUGGCAGCACUUGGCACUGCACCCGCCGCGAUAUACCUUCCUAUUCUGUGGUUUUGUCAUGGUCGGUGGGUGGCACCGGGUGGCAGCACUUGGCACUGGACAUUAAUUGUCAAAUUGUCACAAGAUAACAUCGACAAGUUCACAUAAAAACCCGCCCAUCCACUCAUAACGUCGAUUCAACGUUAUUUGUGGCAACAUGAAUAUGGACAUGAAUAUGUGCCAUGUACCCCUUAGGAUAUCACGGAUAUCAUUGAUAAACUGAAUUCAAUGACUGUUUUAUUAUACAUUAGGUUUUUGGGUGAGUGAAAUGUGAAAUGUGAAUUUUACACAUUUAUCAGAUCUAACCAGGAGCAGUUGCAAAAAAUGCAACUAUUGCUCUAAUCAUAUCACUAUUCGCUCUAACUAGCGCUCUAGUCGACCGAGCUACAGAGAGACAAUUGUCGAACUCUAACCACAAGUUCAUGUCAGUGGCACUGUGGCCAGGGGGGGGGGGGCAUGCCCCCCUCCAUAUUGUUGAGACUCGUCGGAAAAUUGGAAAUUUGUUAUGUUGUCGGAAUCUUUGUGGACAAGCAUAGUACCUGCAAUUACGAGCGGGAAUUUUACUUCUCUUCAUUGUCUGACAAACCAAUGCGAAACAUGUUUGAAUAAAAAAAUAUCUAGAUGAAAUAUCGGAAAUCCGACUCAGUUUACGUUUUCCCAAUAUAAGUAGAAUAGUCAAUAUUUAAUUCAAUGUGAUUUUAUAUAUAAUAUUAUUUAUGUCGGAAAAAAUUGUGUUUGUCGGAAAAAUGCUGCCCUUGCCCCCCCUUAAACAUGGGACCCACAACGCCCCUGGUUCAUGUAUAUAUGCCCACAAUGCUGAGCUAUUUUUCUUUAUCCGUUACUUUUUUUCUGAUAAUUCUGAAAGUAAAUAUGUUUUUGUCUUUUUUUUUCUAUGUUUAGGAACAGAGUGCGAGUGAGAAUGAUGCCUUAGCAGAUGGCAGUGUUGCUAACAUGUUCGAUUCAUCAUCGUCAGCUGGUUCCACGUCAACCACACCUUACUACGGACCGUACUCCAACACUAGCAGUAGUUACACUGAUCUUUCCAAGUCUGAUACAGGUAUAUGUAGAAUGUUACACACUUACAUGUAUAUUCUAUUGAGUGCCAGCACUCUCCCCUUGAUGAGUAAAAUUGCCUGGCAUUAGACAAAGUAAAAUAACAAAGUAGGGUGCAUUAGGCCGCAAUUACACUUAAAGUUUAACGUUGACACAUGGGCAGAUAGUCUCAUUAACCUGGCAGCACUUUCCCAGCGACAAAUAAAAUUGCCUGGCAUUAGACUGAGUAUAAUAAGAGGGUGUUGAUGGGUUAUAUUGUGAGUUGUGAUUGUUCAAUUUUCUGAAUUUCGGUUACCAUCAAUCGUGAAAACACUAAAAUUUUACCGUGAAGCGUAAGGGAAAAAAUACUGUUUAUCGUUUCAGAACACUUUUCAGCAGAUUCAAAGAUUUACCGUUAAAAUACCAACAUUUUUACCAUUUACUGAUUUCAAACCCCCCAUCUAGACCCUCUAAUAACAACAGCAGCCUUGCAAUUUUUGGCGGCAAAAGACAAUUGUCCUAAUCUUAAUACCCUUUACCUAAUCCAAACACAACCUUGUACCCAGGGCCUGCUCUGGGUACGAGGUUGAUCCAAACACUAAUCCUAACCCUAAAAAUAGUAACUCCCCCUAAAACGUGACUUAUAUGUAAUAUCAGGGUGCGAGGUACGCCAAAUUUAUGGACUGGUACUUCUUUGUUUUUAGCCAAGUACCACGUAGGUACGCGGAAAUUUACUAUUCGCGUACUUACAUUUCCCUUCUAGCAAUAACUAGCCAACCUGCCACCACUGUAUGUAGCUGAGGUCAGACAGAUAGCAGCCUUGGUAAAUCCACUGUAAAUGAGCAAUGGCAUUCGAGUCACAACGUCGACACUUUGAGAACAGUUAUAUUAUGUUGUACAAAUACCAUAAUUAAAGAUUCAUUUGUACAAAAUUGCCCAUACAUUUUUUGCUUUUGGACCAGUAUUAAAACUAUACGUAGGGAUAAAAACGCAUGACUCGGAAGUAGUCUUAGGUACGUCUUGACUCUUAAGUUUGUACCAGAUCAGGUACGCGGCAAAAGUUGUCGGAGUACCAGUCAGGUACGGCCAAAAAUAUUGAAUUAUCGCACCCUGAAUAUUGAACAUAUUGUGUGUUUUAUUUUAUAUUUUAUGCAAUUUUUUGUUAACUUAUUAAAUAAUUCGGUAAUGUUUCAGGGUGAAGAAAUACAGUGCCAAAGUUAUUGGUGUUUUAUGUAUUAUUUAAAACACGAGUAGGAGUGUUUUAUCAGAUAUAAAACGUGAGGCGCAGCCGAGCGUUUUAUGUCUGAUAAAACACGACAACGAGUCUUUUGAAUAGCUUACAAUACGACUACAAAAGAAUACUACUUAGGAUGAACCAUUAUAUAAUCAUACUAAUUAGGAUGAACAAUUAUAUAAUGCCUCAUGCUUUAUCAGAUAUAAAGUCACUCCACGUGACAUAUUAUGGCCGACAUGAUUUGCUACAAGGAAAAUGUAUGUAUUUUUCAAUUAUUGUAUUUUUCAACACUGAACCUUAAGAACUGUAUCUUAUUUCGUUUCUAGGUCAUGUUGGUCUAGUGAACCAAGCAAUGACAUGUUAUCUGAACAGUCUCUUACAGACGUUAUUCAUGACACCAGAGUUUAGAAAUGCAAUUUACAAGUAAGUGAAACUCUAAUAAUGGAAACUUUAUCAAAUGUUUUUCUUUACAUACAUAUACAAUCGUAAAUCUCUCUCAUAAAGGUAACUUACAAUUGGCUUAUAAUAAUAAUAAAAACAAUAAUAAACUUUAUUUAAAGAAGGUACAAUACUCGAUAGAAACCAGUUUAGCAGAGCUAAUCUUACAAUCAGCCUUCUGUCUUAUUGACUACCUUUUACAAUUUAUAACAAGUUAAAAUUGUACAUUUAACUAGUAGUCUAGUACGUAAAUAUAUAAUACAAAAUUCAAAGAACUACAUUAUAAUCUCAUAAGUGCUUAUAUAUUUAAAAAGUGCUUAUUUAAGCUCUUAUUUUAAAAGUAUUGAGUGAUGUAGAUUGUCUUAUCUCGAAUGGUAAACUAUUAUAUAAAGUUUCACCACUGUAUGUUGUCUAAUUGUUAGUUUAGUUUGCGGUAUCCACAGAUCAUUGCCCACAGAGCUUCUAGUAACUUGUUUAGUCACUGACCAAUUUUAUAUAAACAUAUCUGGGUACCGCAUUGUUCAAAGAUUUUUAUAUAAUACCUUAUUGAAUUCUGAUUGUUUAAUUGGCUAUUUAUGGUCACGUGAUAUUCAAUAGAAAAUUCCAUUUCGCAAGAGUGCAAUGGAAUACGUUUCAUUGCACUGUUGUGAGUGCAAUUGUACUAUACGUUUUAUUCCAUUGCACUCUUUGUGUUUUCGAUAAAUCGCAUACGUCAAAAUGCUUCUCGUACGGUGAUUGCAGUUUAUUUUAACCCGAUAUUCGAAACUCAGUAAAUGGGAUUUAAUGCAAAUACGGCUCGUCAAAAUGGCGGGAGCUUACAGUAAACCUUUUAAUAUUAGUCUAUUUUGGUAUUAUAUUCCUUGAGAAAUAAAUCUUAUCACUUAUCAGCGGUUUUCAUGAAAAACGUCGAUGAGCAUACUGUAGUCAAAGAUGACGCGCACACUGACCAGGAACAGACAACUUUACUUUUUUUGCCUUAGUACUUCUGUUCGGCAAAUAUCUACAAUGUAGCCGAUUAGUUGAUACUCCAUAUGUAAAUUAAGGUGGCAAUUUAAAGGCACUAAGGAAGAGGCUGAGAAAAGUAUUCCUUAUCAAUUACAGAGGUUGUUUGUGCAACUACAG